CCUAAUAAGUAGUAUUGUUUGUUGAUUAUUAUGAAUAAUAACUAAUUUUUAUUAUAAUUUUAUAUAUAAUUAUAUGUUUACUAUUAUUAUAUAGUUGUAUAAUCAUUGACCGGUUUUCCGGCGUUGACCGGGUUGACCCACAUGGUCCGGGUUGACCCGUGACCCAGUCAUGUGGCCGGGUCACUCACCGGUCCGGUUUUUACAACAUAGCAAUUAACCACAACCGUGUGAACGCGAUGUUGACGUCAGCUCUCCAAAUUAUUCCAUGUGACACCUGACAGUCAUGUGGCCGGGUCACUCACCGGUCCGGUUUUUACAACAUAGCAAUUAACCACAACCGUGUGAACGCGAUGUUGACGUCAGCUCUCCAAAUUAUUCCAUGUGACACCUGACAGUCUAUCCAACCUGUCUUACCACCUCAUCCCCAAAAGUGAAAGACUUUUGUACAUAGUCAAACCUUUCCAGGUGACAGGUCACCCCCCACGUGUGAACACAAUAUCUGGUCGCACUUAUAUACACACUAUCCUAUAUCACUCCCUUCUCCGCUUAAGACCGGCCAAAAACAGUGCUUCGAUCAUGCAAAGGUUGACCGACAGGCUUAAGCAAACGCCCAGGGAUUUUUCACAGCCCCCGCGCCGCCAGCGAGUCUUACCAGCGAUAAGGAGGAUUCCGUCAUGGUCUCCGCCCUCAAGUGUGUCAUAGAUGGAAGCGCACCGCCGGCGCCGCCAAUGGUGUCUUGUCCUGCCGUUGUUCCGCCGGAGUUCAGCGAAGGUGAAAAGAGGAAGAAAAAGGCGGGAACGAAAUCAACGAAUAAGAAGAAGAAGAGUUACAGGGGAGUGAGGCAGAGGCCGUGGGGAAAGUGGGCGGCGGAGAUUCGGGACCCUCGGAAGGCGGCGAGGGUUUGGCUCGGGACGUUCCGAACCGCGGAAGACGCCGCCCGAGCCUACGACAGAGCCGCCGUUGAAUUCAGAGGUCCGAGAGCGAAGCUCAAUUUCUCCUUCUCCGAUUACACCUCUCCAAACACGCCGCCGGAGCAGAGCACGUCAAGCGCCUCUUCAACGUCAUCUCAUCCCCGGCAGCAAGGCGACGAGGAGUGGUCAGCGGCGGGUACGUGGAAUGAAACAGGAGUAUGCGAAUUUUUAGGAGACCAGGAUAUUCAGGAAUGGCUAAUGAUGAUGGAUUUUAAUACAUCAGAGAUUGCUUCCUUUUCGCAGUUUGGGCUAUUUGUCUAGUUAAGAGACAAAUUCCAUACAUUUUUUUAUUACAACCAUACUUGAGGUAUACAUUUUCGUACACACACUUAGACCCUUCAAAUGCGUUGUGUUUGUA
Molecule: messenger RNA, 1329 nt
Organism: Cuscuta epithymum
Lineage: Eukaryota; Viridiplantae; Streptophyta; Magnoliopsida; Solanales; Convolvulaceae
Source: the annotation of a GenBank genome assembly